Molecule: messenger RNA, 3383 nt
Organism: Cyprinodon tularosa
Lineage: Eukaryota; Metazoa; Chordata; Actinopteri; Cyprinodontiformes; Cyprinodontidae
Gene: klc1b
Product: kinesin light chain 1b
Exons: 17
Coding region: 228-2132 (634 amino acids)
Biological process (GO): microtubule-based movement
Cellular component (GO): cytoplasm; membrane-bounded organelle; kinesin complex
Molecular function (GO): kinesin binding
Source: RefSeq, a predicted model, not a curated record
AGCAGUGGGAAGGUCAGAGUCAUCCUGCAGGCAGCUCCUUUUCCUCCCCCCUCCCUCUCUUCCUCUGCAGCAUCAUCAUCCAUUCCCUCUCAUUACCAUCUCAUUUUAAUCCCAUCUGUGUUCAGUUUCAUGCGGAUUUUAUCCUUCUUACUUUGAAAAUCUCUGGAUUAGAGCCAUGUAUUUUCCUGGAAUGUAGCAGAAGAAGGUUUCCUUGAGCUCCAGCAAAAAUGUCAACUAUGGUGUAUCCACUGGAGGAGAAGCUGGAGAAGCUCUCCCAGGAGGAGAUCAUCUCCAACACAAAGCUGGUCAUCCAAGGUCUGGAGGCCCUGAAGAACGAGCACAACUCAAUCCUCCACAGCCUGCUGGAGACCAUCAAGUGCCUAAAGAAGGAUGAAGAGGCCAACCUGGUCCAUGAGAAGUCCAACUUGCUCCGCAAGUCAGUAGAGAUGAUCGAGCUAGGCCUGGGAGAAGCCCAGGUGAUGAUGGCUCUGUCCAAUCACCUGAAUGCGGUGGAGUCUGAGAAGCAGAAGCUGCGCGCUCAGGUGAGGAGGCUUUGCCAGGAGAACCAGUGGCUGCGGGACGAGCUGGCCAACACCCAGCAGAAGCUGCAGAAGAGCGAGCAGAGCGUGGCCCAGCUGGAGGAGGAGAAGAAGCACCUGGAGUUCAUGAACCAGCUCAAAAAGUAUGAUGAAGACGUCUCGCCCACUCAGGAGGAGAAAGACAGAGAAACACCAAAAGACAACUUGGACGACCUUUUCCCUAAUGAUGAAGAGGACCAAGGUCAAGGAAUGCAGCACCAACACAACAGCGCUGCCGUGGCUGCAGCCCAGCAGGGAGGCUAUGAGAUACCAGCCCGCCUGAGAACCCUGCACAACCUGGUGAUCCAGUACGCCUCUCAGGGCAGGUACGAGGUGGCGGUGCCGCUCUGCAAGCAAGCUUUAGAGGACUUGGAGAAAACCUCUGGACAUGACCACCCUGAUGUUGCCACCAUGCUCAACAUCCUGGCUUUGGUCUACAGGGAUCAAAACAAAUACAAAGAGGCUGCCCAUCUGCUCAAUGAUGCACUAUCCAUCCGUGAGAAAACCCUGGGCAAAGACCACCCAGCUGUUGCUGCAACGCUCAACAACUUGGCUGUGUUGUAUGGAAAGAGGGGGAAGUACAAGGAAGCCGAGCCUCUUUGCAAGAGAGCUCUGGAGAUCAGAGAAAAGGUCCUGGGGAAAGAACACCCAGAUGUAGCCAAACAGCUGAAUAAUCUGGCCCUACUGUGCCAGAACCAGGGCAAAUAUGAGGAGGUGGAGUACUACUACUGCCGCGCCCUGGAGAUCUACGAGUGCAGGCUGGGUCCAGAUGAUCCCAAUGUGGCGAAGACCAAGAACAACCUGGCCUCCUGCUUCCUCAAACAGGGGAAAUACAAAGAGGCUGAGAUUCUGUACAAAGAGAUUCUGACCCGAGCUCAUGAGAAAGAGUUUGGAUCGGUUGAUGCUCAGAACAAGCCCAUCUGGAUGCAUGCAGAGGAAAGAGAGGAGAUGAGCAGAGGCAAGCACAGAGACAACACCCCAUAUGGAGAGUAUGGUGGCUGGUACAAGGCCUGCAAAGUCAACAGCCCUACAGUGAAUACUACCCUGAGGAACCUCGGUGCCCUCUACCGCCGUCAGGGCAAACUCGAGGCCGCUGAGACACUGGAGGAGUGCGCUGUGAGGUCUCGCAAGCAGAGCAACACAGGCAUCGAUCCCAUCCACCAAACACGUGUGGUGGAGAUCCUGAAAGAUCCAGAGGGCGAGAGGCGGAGGAGCAGAGAUAGUCUGACCAGCGUUAAGUACGAGAGCGGCUCUGAGACCGGCGAGGAAGUGAGUAUGGGCGUGGAGUGGAACGGGGAUGGCAGUGGAGCUCUGCAGCGCAGCGGUUCUCUGGGGAAGCUCCGAGACGUCUUGCGUCGCAGCAGCGAGAUGCUGGUGAAGAAGCUUCAGGGCAACGGUCCACCUGAACCUCGCAGCACCAACAUGAAGAGAGCCGCUUCGCUUAAUUUCCUGAACAGAACAAGUGACGACUCAUUCCAGAAUCGAGGAGGCGGUAACUUCAGGGAAAGCCGGGGCCUGAGCUCCAGCACCGUGGACCUGUACACUGGAAACUGAGUGGCAUGAGAGGACAAGCCUCGACAUCACUACACGUUUUGAUGGAUGACAGAUAUGUUUCUACGCCGGCUCGGCUCCUGAGCCAUAGCGACGACUGACAACACUACCAUGCAGAACCAGCUCCUUAAACACACAGCUGGCUGCUAAUUGUCCCCCCCCCAAAAAAAAAAUAAAAAAUCCCAGACCUCCACAGUUGAAGUUCUCUGCAUACCUGACAUGUUAUGGUUUUUAAGUGUUUGUUUUCUGCUGACAGACAGCCUUACCCCCCCCAUCCUGUUCCAGUGCCUCAUUAACACGUGUUGGACCCCAUCUCUGCCAAUCAUUCAGAAUCGGCUGCACUUUAAAUUGGUUUGUUGCCAUAAAGUCACUCAUUCUGCUUGAAUUUUUUUCCUCUCAUCUGAUUUUUGUGACUUCCUGUCUCCUUGUGCCAUUUGACGGUUUUAUCCUUUCAAGCAAAUAAAGAAACUGUAGACUUUGUGGUUUGAUAAAGAUUAAUGUGAAAUGACCCCUCCUAAACUGUUAAGUCGUUUUCUUGCCUUCUGAGAUUUAAUUUCCAAUGAUUUGGAAGCCUUGGGGUACAGGUUGAAAGGUUUCUCAAACACCUGAUUUUAAGUUGUGUGAAAGUACCUGCUGCUUUAGCCUAUAUGCUUAUUACCGGUAGUUAAAUAAAUGUUUCUGCUCCGCUGCUAGACUUGAUUCCUCCUCCAGAAAAAUGCAGACUCCUGGAGUUGCUUCCGACUCAAAAAUCUGGAAAACCCUUUUUAGAGUGUGUGUAUAUAAAUAAUAAUAAUAAACAAGGGCUGCUUUAUAUCUCGGGCUGUAUGGCUUUAACAUAUUUGUAUUGCUGUGCAGGAACGUCUUUGUAAGUAAGCACCAGCUACCAGUGAUCAGGAUGGAGACGGCAUGUUUUUGCAAAGCUCUCAGGUGGUGGGUUUUUUCUCACUCAUGGAAUUUUUACUUAAGCUUCUCCUUAAAGCUGGAUUGCCAUAAUUAAGUUUUAUUUUUUUUUAUAAGUCUCCCUUACUUUAAAAUAGUUUUUCCAUGUAUAUUUUGUGAGAAUAAAAAUAUCAGAUCAUAAGAGGACAAAAUCUAAGUGCUGAUCAAGAUCCUUUGGUGGGAAAGAGACUGAAUGUUUUGCAUGUAGAGUGUAAAGUGCAUUAGAUUGGACCAGAUUAAUGAAGAGUCUCAUGUUUAAUCAGUAGCCUGAUGGCAUUUCUCUGAUGUGGAUCCUUCAAUAAAAAAGGUUUUUUU